Molecule: messenger RNA, 2323 nt
Organism: Pangasianodon hypophthalmus (striped catfish)
Lineage: Eukaryota; Metazoa; Chordata; Actinopteri; Siluriformes; Pangasiidae
Gene: pim2
Product: Pim-2 proto-oncogene, serine/threonine kinase
Exons: 7
Coding region: 202-1125 (307 amino acids)
Biological process (GO): protein autophosphorylation; regulation of mitotic cell cycle; negative regulation of apoptotic process
Cellular component (GO): cytoplasm
Molecular function (GO): ATP binding; protein serine/threonine kinase activity
Source: RefSeq, a predicted model, not a curated record
AAGCCUGAGUAGAGACACACAAGCACAGCAGCUGUGCUGAGUAAGUAGCGUAUAACAGCAACAACAGCAACAACAAGAAGCUUAAACUUAUUUAAAACAUGGAUAUGCAGUGCUGAGGGCUUUAUAGCGGAUUCAUCUGCUUUGCUGUCUAACUCUUCGCUCAUUUUGUGGAUAUUUGACAUUUUUUUAUUUGGUGAAAAGAUGUUGGACAAACGCGUAGUUGAUUCGCGUCGCGACCAAACAGAAGAUGUGAGAGGAAAAUCCGCUGGAGCUCGGGAGGGUUUGGAGAAGCAGUACCGGUUAGGAGCUCUGCUGGGAAGCGGCGGGUUCGGCUCGGUCUUUGCAGGACAGCGAAUCUCUGAUGGUUUACAGGUCGCUAUCAAACAAGUGUGCCAUGACAGAGUGCAGCAGUGGGCAGGACUGCCUGGUGAAUCAAGCCCGGUCCCCAUGGAGGUGGCGCUCCUGAUGCGGCUCGGAGGUUCAGGCCACUCUGGCAUCAUCCGCAUGCUCGACUGGUUUGAGGUGCCUGGUCAGGGGUUCUUUAUCGUGUUCGAGAGACCGCAGCCGUGCCAGGAUCUAUUCGACUUCAUCACCGAGCGUGGUGCUAUAGAUGAACCAAUCGCACGAAGGUUUUUGAAGCAGGUGGUUGAAGCGGUUCAGUUUUGCCACUCGAGGGGAAUCGUCCAUCGAGACAUCAAGGACGAGAACAUUCUAGUGGACACUCGUACCGGAGAUGUCAAGAUCAUCGACUUUGGAUCUGGCGCUCUGCUGAAGGACGCGGCCUACACAGACUUCGAAGGAACCAGAGUUUACAGCCCACCUGAGUGGAUCCUGCAUCAGCGUUACGAAGCACUUCCUCUCACCGUCUGGUCUCUGGGAGUCCUGCUGUUUGACAUGGUGUGUGGAGACAUUCCCUUUGAGAGAGACAGAGACAUUGCCCAGGCUACACCCAGUUUCACUAAGCGUGUCUCUAAAGAAUGCCAGUCUCUCAUUCGCUGGUGCCUCGCAUACCGCCCUGAAGAGCGUCCAAGCUUAGAGCAGAUUUUGCUACAUCCCUGGAUGAUGGAGAGCUCGGAAGACAUCGGAGACCUGCAGGACGACAGCAACAUCGCGCCGAGCCUUUAAUUUUAACCACGGACUAACUGAUGGCUGAUGGCUGUUGAAACUUCACACCUGCUGUUUGAUCAUACACUGGAUUACAUCACACUUUUACACUGGCUUCUCAACACAACUUUAUUUAUCACGUUAUUUUUCUUUUACGGAAAAGUUCUCCGGCAUUGUCUCAUCCCAUGACCGCUGUCCCGUGCCCUGUGCCCUGUUCUGCUGCAAAUCCAGCCCAUGUGUGCAUCUCAAAUCUACACUUCUACACACAUCCGGUGCUCUGCUUGGUUUAUUUAUUUACCUAUUUAUUAACUCGGACAUGUUAUAGGUAUUUAUAUUCUGGACUCAAGCAAUGAAGUUUCAGAAUCAGCUCUGUUCCCGUUCACGCUAAAGGACUUACAGCCAUCGUUGACUGAGAACAUGUUCCUGCCUGGUUCUACAGGCUCUUUGUAUAUAUUAUUGUUCCCUCGUUUUAAGAGGAGGUUUUUGUGUCAUGUCCUGCUGGGAGUGCAGAUACAACAGCGACUAUCGGUGACGUGAAUGUGUUUUAAUCCAGGAAACAUUCCUGUGAUUCCUGUUUGCAUUUAAAAAGAACAACAACAACAACAACGUUCACUAAAUGUCCUUCUGGGAAUUUUUUUUUUUUUUUAACCCAUGUGCCUUUUACUUUCGGUAUCUCUGUUUUGUAAAGUGCUCUAAAGUCAUAACAACAUUCAAGAAUGUAAGCAGUCAAACUAGAGGUGCUGAACUGGUCAUGUGAUUAAACACUUGGUCAGAAAACAGAGCAUGAAUGUUUUUCUGACUCAAAAACAGUGUGUCUGUUUACUUAGAAAGAAAAAAAGGUCAUUUCUGUUAAAGCCAAAGAGAUCUAAAUAGCACUAGGUUUUUGUUUUGUUUGUUUUUUUUUUUUUUAAAUGACUAAUUGUAUCCUUGUUUAACCUACAGGACCAAAUGUCAGAUUUGAAUGUUAAAAUGGGACCUUAUCUAGUGCAAAAAAAUGAAUGUAUUAGUUGUACUAUUUAAUUUGAAUUUGGCUUUUUUGUUUGUUUUGUUUUUUAUAAAGAGAAAACUUGUGUUUUAAACAUUGAAAAUGAAAUCCUUGCUAGUUUGCUUGGGUUUGCACAGCAACUUUUCUGUAAAUACUUGUGUAUUGAACUUUGUUAUUUUGUGGCAGCAGUCACAAGACUAUAUUUAAGUUAAAUUAAAAAACACACUCUAAUAA